AUGCACGAGUCUGCUGGAUCGCAAUUCAUCAAGAAUGUUAAGACGACAGGCUACGAUGACUGCAUCAACCAGUGUACCUUGACAAACAAUUGCCAAGCGUUCCGCUACGUCUUUGGUGACUACAACGGCGAAAGUGCUGGCGAUUGUAAACUUUAUGGAAGUGGCAGUUUCUCCGAAACAAAGUGCGCAAACACGCUACACGACUGGGCCUACUUGACUGAUCCUCCGGUGAUUGAGGUCGAGGAGACCGUGCGAGCAGCAUGCUCUACUGAGUGCCCAGAUGCAGAUGGUCAAAUCUAUACCGCCAAAAACAAACAGGUGUUCCACUUGGAUUGCCAGAAGCGUCAUGGCACGGCUUGGUUCCAUAAACUGGAUGCUAGCUCCUUGAAGGAAUGCACGGAGUCCUGCGCCUCUGUCAUCGGAUGCCAGAGUGUCGAUUACCACAAGCGUACCAAGAAGUGCUACCUGGGCAAACGUACUUCCCAGCCCACCCUCUCCGCCCCGGGAUGGGCUACCGCUUAUUCUCUUGGUUGCACGGGAGCAUGCACUCAGGAUUCCUGUGUUAAUGCCUGUGGCUCAAAUGCUCCUCCGGCCGACAUUACCCCUACACCGGAGCCGGAACCGGAACAGGAGCCCAUUGUCCCAGCCAACCCUCCCCCGCCCCCGCCUCCUAGGGAGGUGAAGUGCAACGAUGACGACAACUCGGAAGUUGACCUGGAUGGCACAAAGUACCAGAUUCGUUGUGGCAAGCAAUAUCGUGAGAACGGCAAACACGCCGCGUCUGGCGUCUCUUACACUGAAUGCUUGAAGUUGUGCAGCGCAGAUAAUACCUGCAACUCGGUGGAUUACUGGGAGCCUAAUGGUGCAAAGGGCUGCUAUCUUUUCAGCACCACCGGAGAACCAGCCUAUUCAACUGAAUUGAACUGGUCUGCCUUCAAGGCUUAA
This is a messenger RNA of Penicillium hordei, 945 nucleotides long. RefSeq lists its product as uncharacterized. Bases 1 to 945 code for a protein of 314 amino acids. The record is from RefSeq and is a predicted model, not a curated record. The transcript is spliced from 3 exons. NCBI's taxonomy places the organism in Eukaryota, Fungi, Ascomycota, Eurotiomycetes, Eurotiales, Aspergillaceae.